Messenger RNA from Mangifera indica (mango), 2544 nucleotides. RefSeq names its product ABC transporter B family member 28. Gene Ontology annotation, biological process: transmembrane transport. The transcript is spliced from 17 exons. Lineage: Eukaryota; Viridiplantae; Streptophyta; Magnoliopsida; Sapindales; Anacardiaceae. The record is from RefSeq and is a predicted model, not a curated record. Bases 86 to 2239 code for a protein of 717 amino acids. Gene Ontology annotation, molecular function: ATP hydrolysis activity; ATP binding; ABC-type oligopeptide transporter activity. Gene Ontology annotation, cellular component: membrane.
CUUUAUUACAAAACCGUUAUUUUUUCUUUGCUUUGUUGUUUGUUUCAAGAUAAUCUCUCCUCGUUUAUAGGGAAGAGGAGCAUCCAUGGCAACCGCUACUGCAACUCCUCCGCUUCUUUUCCGAACCAAUCCCACUCUCCUCCCACCUUCACGUCGCCGCGCGCUCACUCAACCUCCUAGACUCUUUCCAACUUCUCUCCGCCAAUCCCGUGGUUUCCCGCCGAUUCUACGCGCAAAAUUUAAUAAUAAACGUUCAAUCUCGUGUGCUUACGUCACUGGGCCCGCUUCUGACCCGAUCGUCAGUGAACCCGAUCUGAAGCUCCGCGAGUCCGACUCGCGGACUGAGGAAAUUCAAUCGCCACCGAAUUUGAUUACUUGGGGGCUGUUGUGGAGUCUGCUGGUGAAGCACAAGCUGAGACUUGGUCUCUCAGUUUUGACUCUCCUUGGUUGCACCACGUGUACUCUCUCUAUGCCCAUAUUUUCAGGGCGGUUUUUUGAAGUGCUAAUAGGUGCGAGGCCAGAGCCAUUGUGGAGGUUGCUGAGUAAGAUUGGACUACUGUACGCACUGGAGCCAAUCUUCACUGUUAUUUUUGUUGUAAAUAUGAGCACAGUGUGGGAGAAUGUUAUGUCUAUAAUUAGAGCUCAGAUUUUUAGAAGAGUAUUGAUUCAGAAGGCGGAGUUUUUUGACCGAUACAAGGUUGGUGAACUCAGUGGUUUGUUAACGUCUGAUUUAGGUUCUCUUAAAGAUCUUGUCAGUGAGAACAUUUCAAGAGAUCGUGGAUUUCGUGCACUUUCUGAGGCUGUUGGCACAAUAUUUAUUCUAUUUGCUCUAGCCCCACAGCUUGCACCAAUUCUGGGCCUACUGAUGCUUACUGUGUCUGUUUUAGUUGCUGUAUACAAACGAUCAACUGUGCCUGUUUUUAAAGCACAUGGAAUGGCUCAGGCAUCUAUAUCUGAUUGUGUGGCAGAAACUUUCUCUGCAAUUCGGACUGUAAGAUCAUUUGGUGGUGAAAAGAGACAAAUGUUGAUGUUCGGUAGCCAGGUUCUUGCUUAUCGGAAUAGUGGUAUAAAGCUUGGGACUUUCAAAUCUUUAAAUGAAUCUUUGACUCGAGUAGCCAUAUAUAUUUCGCUAUUGGCUUUAUAUUCCCUUGGAGGAAGCAAAGUGAAGGCGGGUGAACUCUCAGUUGGAACUGUGGCUUCUUUUAUCGGAUACACGUUCACACUAACCUUUGCAGUCCAAGGACUGGUGAAUACCUUUGGAGAUUUACGUGGAACUUUUGCUGCUGUUGAGAGGAUUAAUUCUGUUUUAUCUGGAACAGAAAUUGAUGAAGCACUUGCUUAUGGGUUGGAUAAAGAAAUCCAGCAAAAAGAAGUAAACAAUGAAAAUAUUAAAUUGUUCCUAUCCAAUGGUUCAAAUGGUAGAAGUCAAUAUUCAAAAAUGCAUUACAUGUCAGCUUUAAAGUCAGCUAGCAGUGUGUGUAGCGUUGCUUGGUGUGGUGAUGUUUGCCUUGAAGAUGUGCACUUUUCUUAUCCAUUGAGGCCUGAUGUGGAAAUUCUUAGUGGUCUGAAUUUGACCCUAAAAUGUGGAACUGUAACAGCUUUGGUUGGCCCAAGUGGUGCAGGCAAAAGUACAAUAGUACAGCUAUUGGCUCGUUUUUAUGAGCCAACAGGAGGUCGUAUAACGGUUGGUGGAGAGGAUGUCCGGACUUUUGAUAAGAGCGAAUGGGCUCGUGUUGUCUCCAUAGUAAAUCAAGAACCUGUCCUUUUUUCGUUAUCUGUUGGAGAAAAUAUUGCUUAUGGGCUUCCAGAUGACAAUGUAUCCAAGGAUGAUAUUAUAAAAGCUGCCAAAGCAGCAAAUGCUCAUGAGUUUAUAAUUUCUCUUCCUCAGGGCUAUGACACACUAGUGGGUGAGCGUGGAGGUCUUUUGAGUGGAGGCCAGAGACAGAGAAUUGCUAUUGCUAGAGCUUUACUGAAGGAUGCCCCAAUACUGAUCCUUGAUGAGGCUACCAGUGCACUGGAUGCAGUUAGUGAACGCCUGGUCCAGGAUGCUCUGAACCAUCUCAUGAAGGGCAGAACAACACUAGUGAUUGCUCAUAGAUUAAGCACAGUUCAGAAUGCGCACCAAAUUGCACUUUGUUCUGAUGGUAGGAUUGCAGAGCUGGGAACUCAUUUCGAAUUACUGGGUAAGAAGGGUCAAUAUGCUUCAUUAGUUGGUACUCAACGGCUGGCGUUUGAGUGAUAGUGAAUUUACUAUAAGGAAAGGAAAGCAGAGCAUUUGCCAGAUAUAGCUGACUGUCUAAUGCAACUAAUAGCAUUUGAAUUAUGCCAUUGGGGAAAUGAGCAAGGGUCAGGUGAUAGUAAGGAGAGUUUGGAAAUUCCAAGUUGUAAAUGCUACCUAUACAUUUCUUUCUGUAUGUAUUUUAGUGUCAGGUAGUAACAUAUUACUCAAUUUAACGACAGAUUUUGUCGUAAACAAAAAAGUUGUUAGAUAUUUUAUGCAAUAACCACAGAAUUUAUACUACAGAAGAUUGGAUUCUUUUCUCA